UUCAGGACUACCUUCAAUGCGAGACAGUCUGACAAACCCAGUGCACGUAUACGAAGGCGAUGACGCUCUUAUCACUUGCGUGGUACGAGACAUCGGUACCAACACGGUCAUGUGGAAGAAAGAAGACAGGGAGAGGCAUAGUACCAGGGUACUGACAGCAGGGGAGAACAGGGUGACAGCUGACAGGCGGUACGGGGUACUGCAUGACUCUGAGAUAACAGAAUCGGACGAGUCAGCAGAGCUACCAUCUGGAGGCGAUGUGUGGGUCCUGGUAAUAAAAAAUGCCAAACCCACAGAUUCAGGAGUUUACGUGUGUGAAGUUAACAGUAGUCCGACUGUGAGGAGUUUUCAUAAACUUAGCGUGAUAUCAAAAAGCAUGUCCCCUCCAAACACCACAUAUGCUGCAUCAGAGUCCGCAGAAGAUAGACAACUUAGUAGUAGAAACCAUAAUUAUACGGACUGCUGCAUAUCAAAAAACGUAUCCUCGUCUUGCCUUGGGUUUUGCAAUAUACAUAGCAUUUUAGAGGGCACAACAGGUCAAGACCCAGAACAAUGCGAACUGGACUUCCCGAAAAUUGUACACUGCAUGGCCGAUGGUAGGAAUCACGUACCGUGCUGCAUCCAGGAGCGGGUACCUGACAUUUGCCAGGACGUUUGUAGGGGAGAAUACACAGCUAUAACUGAUAAUAUCAAAACUCACUUCUCCUGUUCUACCUAUACAGAGCAGACCCUGGCUUGCAUUGUGGAAGGAAUUGAGCUGCUGCCCAGCCCACCGGAAUACGUAGAAGUAGAUGCUCUAACAGAAAGUAUCUUACGAGUCGAAUGGUCACCACCAACCUCAAAUGCAGACACCGUUACCGAAUACCUGGUGAACGUGACCUCACUCCAAAGUUUCGAUGAUCGACUUUUGGAAUUAGACGAGAAUCCAGUUAUGACAAACGGAAGUACAUCUACCAGGCAUGUGGUUACUGUAAAAGUUCCUGCCGUGCAGAAUUACACUGUGUUGAAGGAUUUGGCGCCGUUCACUAUGUACGAAGUCAGUGUUACCGCUUCGAAUAAGCAUGGCAGCAGUCUCCCGAGCUAUACCAUACGCUCUCUAACGCUGGCACCUGGAACGUCCAAACCAACGUCGGGAGUACCUUCUGCACCACCAAAUCUACCGGACGUACGACAGUGUUGCCAAAGGCGAGGAGUUUCCCAUAAGACAUGUCUGAGUAAGCUUUGUGAUCCCAAAGAUGCAGCUGCAGCCGAGAUCACCGACCUCAUGAUCUGCGCACCAUGGGCAACCGACACUUUUGGUUGUUUGGCAAACGACGUUGACCACACGCCAUGCUGUAAACAACGAGGACUUCCAGAACUAUGCCUGCAACUGUGUACCGGCAACGUGUCCAGUAUUGACUUCAACUACUUCAAGUGCCUGCGUUACAUGGGCGAAUACACGAACUGCCUAAUGCAAGGAUACGGGGUCCUACCAACUGAACCCACUCGCUUGAGAGUCACCAACAUUGACACUGAAUUUGCUGUUUUACGAUGGGAACCACCUAAGAGACUUGCAGACACAGUGCUUUACUACAACGUUCAACUGCGACCUGUUGGUGCAGAAGGAGAAGAAGAAGAAGACUACAAAGUUAGACAGAAGGUCAAGAACCCAUAUGUAUUGGCUGGUCUAGAAAGCGAAACUGAUUAUGAAGUUUACGUUGAAGCUGUAAAUGCUCAUGGAGUAGGUCUACCCAGCAGCAGAAUUACUUUUAGAACAGCAAGCAAGUUGAUCGAAGAAAAGAUUGAAGAAGCCGACACUGCAGUCUACAACGUUACAGGGUGUUGUGUAGAGGCACAACUGAAGAGUGUGUGUCUGCCUCUAUGCUCUUACAAUGCCAAAAUGUCCGACAUCAAGCUACUCGCUGGAGUUUGCGGGGCCGAGUUCCAUAAAAUAUUAAGGUGUGGUGCAGGAGGCAGAAACCACCUGUCAUGCUGCAAUCGCCGUGGAGUCCCUUCAGGAUGUCUCUCCCUUUGCAACGGCGUCAUCGUCGACUCCCUGAUCGCCACUGCUACAACUUGUGUCUCUUACAUCGGAAACAUCGCUCAGUGCUUCGAGGAAGGCACCGGAUUCCUUCCAGGACCCGUAUCGGGAUUACACGCAGUCGUGGUGGACGAACAUAGCAUUUUGUUGGAGUGGAACCCACCGGAGAACUCGACUAGCGUCAGGGAUUAUGUGGUGCACUAUCAGAAAGUGGAUAAUACGUCCAUGCAUGAAACGCUGCUGAGGUUAGAUAACCAACUUAAUAGCACCAGUACAACAAUGACAAUCACGGGGCUGCAAGAGAAUCAACUCUACCACAUAUUCGUGGUGGCGCGCAAUGAAAACGGCACUUCUCUACCUUCGUCAAUACUUGAAAUAAAUCUAGUCAACUCAGAUAAGAGCAAAUGGGUAAAUGGGGUAACGUCACCUCCACACUCGUUAGCUGUUGCAAGUCAUAGUGCUACAUGGGUCACUAUUACCUGGCAGCCUCCUGAAUUCAGUCACCCAUCUGAGAUUAUCACUUAUAGGUUAUACCACAAGUCAACGACGGAAGACAAAUUCAACGUAAAGAACCUAACGCUGACAUCCUACAUGAUCAGUGGUCUAAGUCCGAACACUCAAUACAUCGUCUACGUUGUGGCUGUGACAUCCAAGGGUGAUAGCAUGCCGUCAGAAACAUUGAUUGCUUGGACUGAUCCUGCUUAUCCUGCUUUUGUGGAGCCCCCCACCGUACAUCCUAUCAACCUGGUAAUAGAAGGCAGUAGCAUGACAAUCCUCUGUAUAGCAAUGGGAACACCGAUGCCGACAAUAUCCUUGUAUAUCUCCGGACGACUGGUGAGACAGGAGACUACGAGGCAUAUGGUUACAGUGAUAAACAACGUUACCAAAGACAUGGACCAAAUAUCCUGCUAUGCCGACAAUGGCUAUGGAACACCAAUGCAAGCAUCAAGAAAAAUCACUAUCAGCCAUGGACCACAUAUCCAAGCCAACGGCAUAACUAUGGCGACACUGGGAGACUCCGUGACCUUGGAAUGCAAAGUGGAAGCACAGCCAGAGCCAAAGAUGAUUUUCUGGAGGAACCACGAGGAUCGAACGCCGGUGAUACAGGGUGGAAAAUACGAUAUUAGCACGCAUCAAAUCAGAGACGAGGAGGACAAGUACAUCAUGAGGUUGACCAUCAACAAGAUCAACGAUAUGGAUGUUGGAGAUUAUUAUUGUCAUGCUGAGAAUGCGUUUGGUAGUGCCACGCAACCUGUUUCUGUUAGAAUAAGGAACCCAGCCUCUGUGAGCGACGUGAAAGCCUGUUGCGCCGAGCAGAACGUCACCGAACCCUGCAUGGACGCCUGCUCGUUCCACCUGGACAUGGACGCGGUGAUCGACAAACCCGAAUGCGUCCCUGACUUUGACAAGUUGAUGCGUUGUGCUGCAGACGGCAGCGACCAUCGCAGCUGUUGCGCCCACCACAACGUGCCCAGAAGGUGUUUGGACUGGUGUCGGGGAGAGCCGGUGCUUAACAGCAAGAUAUGCGUGCUUAGUUAUACGAAGCAGAUUAUGACUUGUUUCCACGAGGGCAGUUCAUCGUUGCCUGGGCCACCUCAGAACGUCAAAAUCGAAUACAUCGACUCGCACUCUGUCUACGUGAUCUGGGACCCACCAAUCAAGAACCCACAUACUGUUGAACUGUACAGGGUAUUCUGGAGACUGGUGGACAAUUCUAAUGAUAAACUCAGGCAAAAGGGUGAUACAGCUGACACAAGAUUAAGGAUUUCUGAACUCAAAGAAGGUGCAACGUACGAAGCUUUCGUAAAGGCAGGUAACAGCAAAGGAACGUCAAAAGAGACGCCGGCCCUGCGCUUCACCAUGGGCGGCAACGGAGUUCGAGGGGCGGUGGUUUCGUCAGCAGCGGCUCGUGAUGAAGGAGGUGCAGCGGCUGGAGGCGUAGCAGCAGCAGUGCUGGCGGCUAUAGGGGUAGUUGCAGCUGUGGCAGCUGCAGGAGUGUGGUUCGCCAAAACAAGAAGGCUUAUAGGUGGAAAAGGGCUUGGCAACGGAGUCGCCUUCGAAAACCCAAGUUACCUGCGUGAAGUCAACAUGGACCACGUCAAUCAAAAUGGAGGUAGCACCACGGGGCUAGUAGAGAGUUCUACAACAGCAAACGGUUCAGCACAAAAUGGAGUUGCAGUAUCAACGACGUCUGGCGGUCACGGCUGGAAGAAUGAACAACUGCAGGUACCCGCGCAACAAGAAGUGAAUCCGACCCUGUACGAAGAGCUGAAGUUAGGUCAAGACGGCGCAGGAUUCAAGCGUCUGAAGCCCUAGUACGCGGCCCCUCCCAGAAACAGGGGCGAAUCACGCUUCUAACGACCAAUAACGGUCGACAACAUUUCUUAUUGUGAUAGCAGCUUAGGUUUAGGUAGCUGAAUAAUAUAGAUUUCUUAUUUGUGUCUGGAACACGGAACGCAGAAUGUCAAGCAACUAAAAUAAAUAUUUUGAGUAACCCACUAGACUCAUCCUACUCAGUAGACAGCAAAAGUUCCAUUUUUACAAAAUGACUUGUCACUCUGUCGAUCAAUCAGUUGACAGAGUAAGGAAAGCGUCAAAAACAAAAUGUGCAGCUCCAACUGGACCUCACCGUCUUGAAAUAAAUGUUUCUAAAGGGCGAACCAAGAUGUAAUAACAAAGAAAAAUGAUUGCACCUCAAACUUGGCAGCUAUAGAAUAGUUUGUUGAUGAAAAUACGUAAUUAGGUUGGAUUACCCUAAAGUUGCUUAAUAUUCUGGUAUAUAUAAGACGAGUGAAAGCGGAAGAGUUGAGAGAGAAAAAGUAAAGUGUAGAAGUGACAUAAGGAGUUGACAACUAUUUUACCAGUCCCUUAUUCCGGUUACUUGAAACUUCGGGUUUUUCUUUAGACGACGUGUAGAUCUUCAGAAACUAAGCGUAUUUUCUUAGUAGCACAUACACCAAUGCCUUAAGAAAACCGAGAUAUUGAGCUCCGCAAACUCGAACAAACCUGAAUCAAACCGAAGCCAGUCCUGUCCUAUCCUUCGAUCACGCCCACAGCGCCAGCGCCAGUGUACAGUUAUAUGACGUACGACUACGAUGUAAAUACGACAGAGCCGUACUUUUAUUAAUUAAAAUUCAACUGAACAGUGAGUACUUUUCCGUUUUCUUUAACUUGUUCGCUCACGUUUCACCACACAUUAGCUUUGUUCUAUCAAGCACAGUCGUGUCUGAAAAGGAAAACCCCAAGUUUGCGGACACCCUCUAAAUUGAACCGAAAUUCAAUACUUCUGGAGUUUUCUCUUGGGACUCUAAGAUACUCUUUUGAAAAAUAUUAUGUUUGUCCAUCUUUACAUUUUCAUAAUGAUAAUAUUUGAAAUUCAACUCCUUAAGUCUUCUAUGUUAUUAACAAUAAAUGGUAUUGUAGAUUGUGUGCUCUUCUUUCGCGCAAUACCUCAGUAGAUUUUAUGACAAAUAAACUGUACUCUUCAAAUGCAUGGGAAUCAUUUCACUUGUAAGGAAAGUUAGAAUUAUCAACUCAAGCAGGCAAAAUUCUGUUGCGAACAUAGAGAGUGUCCUUAUUUUAUCGUCAUGGGCCCUGACAAAAUGAUGUCUGGUAAGGAUGAAGGAAAGGUUGGGAAACCUUGAAACUGGAGAUACUACAAACCGAAAUAUGUGAAUUGAUCCAGACAUACCUUAGUCCAAAAGUUAAUACUUUGCCAGAUACAGGGUGUCAAAGUUACAAUUUUAUUUUGUAUUUUUGCUCAUUACUUAAGACAAAGAAGUUAUGAUGAGUUAUUUACCGAAAUAGUGCUGUAACUAGCGCCAUCUAGAAGUUUUGUCAUAAAAAAUAACGGAUUGUUGUUUUUCAUACUAGCAAACCUCCCUAUACCGAGUUUUAUGCCAAAAUCUGAAAUACUUCUCGAGCAAUAAGGAAAAAUAGAAAAUAAAAUUGUAACUUCGACACCCUGUAUCUCGCAAACUAUCAACUUCUGGAUUGAGGUAUGUUUAGGUCAAUUCACAUAUUUUGGUCUGUAGAAACUCCAGUUUCGAGAUUUUCCAACCUUUCGAAGAGGAAUUUCGGAUAAUAAUUCCUAACUUUCGUACGAGUUAGUCUUCAUGCGAAAUCUGUAAUAAAGGUAGGAAAAUCACAAAAAUAUGGGGAAACGGUGUGUGUUCUGUAUAAACGAUUUGAUAAUACUAUGAGAAGUCAUAUUGUGUCGGAAAAUUUCCGAUACAGGACUGAGAUAGUCACAUUUUUACUUUUGCUGAAAACGCGUUGUCCUUUUUCGGUCUUUCUGCAUCCUUAUCACUUUCUAAAGUGCUAUGAAAAUUCUCACACUAUUAAGUAAGUGAUUGUAGAGAAAUGUGUAUACGUCAACCAACUAACCAGAAAAUUUAUUUAUUAAAGAGUUGUUGCAUAACUAUAAACUUACGAACACAAAAUAAAUACAGAUGAUUUCUAACUACUAUCAGAUUCUUCGGAUGAGCGCAUCCACAACAGCGAGUACGUUUAGAAAACAGCAACAUCAGAAAAAGGAAAAAUAGGCCUCGACGGGAUUCGAGCCCGCAUCAACUCCAUUCCAUGAAGGCGACCUUAAAUGUUAGAGGCAAAUUCAAUCCUACCCAUGCCAAUGUUCUUUUGUUCUUUCAAGCUGCUUAAUGCCCCAUCUGGCGAAACAAACCGGUUGGUAAGGGAUCUCCAGUCGCUUUCUACUAGCACCACGCCACCUCAUUGGCACUUACCACGGUACCACCGUGCGAUGAUAGUAACCUAAAAACCGUAUACAGGUUACUAUCCUCGCACUGUGGUACCGUGGUAAGUGCACAAGAGACGGCGUGGUGUAACUACAAAGCCAUAAAAGAUACCUUACUAAUCCGGUUUGUGCCACUUGAUCGCCGCCAGAUGGGGCAGCAAGCAGCUAGAAAGAACAAAAGGACAGUGGCGUGGAUAGGAUUGAAUUUACCUCUAACAGUCGAGCAUGAAACUUUUGUUCUUUCAAGCCGCUUAAUGCUCCAUCUGACGGGGUACAUGUGAAACAAGCCGGAUAGGUAAGGAAUCUCCAGUCACUUUCUAGUUGCACCACGCCACCUCACGGGCACUUACCACGGUACCACCGUGCGAUGAUAGUAAAUUAAAAACUGUAUACAGGUUACUGUACUGGCACAGUGGUACCGUGGUGUGUGUCCACGAGACAGCGUGGUACAACUACACAGCGAUUGAAGAUACCUUACUAAUCCGGUUGUUCUACUUGAUUGCCGCCAGAUGGGGCAGCAAGCAGCUAGAAAGAUCAAAUCGAUAGUGGCGUGGGUAGGAUUCAAUUUACUUCUAACAGUCAAUCAUGAAUUUGUUCUUUCAAACUGCUCAAUGCUCCACCUGGCAUUCAAGUGAAAGAAACCGAAUUGGUAAGGUACCUCCAGCCGUUUUCUACCUACACCACGCCGCCUCGUGGGCACACACCACAGUACCACCAUGCGAUGGUAGAAGUCUAAAAACAGGGUACUCGCACGGUGGUACCGUGGUGUGUGCACACGAGACAGCGUGGUGCAACUACAAAGCGAUUGAAGAUACCUUACUAAUCCGGUUUGUGCUACUUAGUCGCCGCCAGAGGGGGCAGCAAGCAGCUAGAAAGAACAAAAGGCAGUGGCGUGGGUAGGAUUAAAUUUACCUCUAACAGUCGAUCAUGAAACUAGAUUGGCAGCUGGUGCUGUGGAUUAAUUGGUUCCACGGAAUGGACGAGAUCCAGGUUCGAAUCCCGCCGAUGCCGAUUUUUCCUUUCUCUCAAGCUGUUGUUUACUAAACUGCUAACUAGUUGUGCAUAUUGAAAUGGUUUGAACAGAAUUUUAGGAAGGCAGAAAAGAUAAUUUGCUGUUUGUACAGACGUAUAGGUGUAUUGCAUCAAAAGAUGACCUUGAAUGUACCAAAUAUCUGCACAAUUUUUCCUUGCUCGGCAAGACAUAUCCUUGAAUUACCGCAUAAUGCUUGCGGUCUAUACAUGUUUAAAAAUAUGUUUAUUCUAUAGUAGACUUGUUAGAAUUCACAUUUUGCUAGUUUGGAUCAACAUCAUAGCGAUGUUAUAAAUGUAAUUAUUUUUAUCUUGGGAACUAGCAAAUGUCAACUUCUCAACAAAAAAAAAAAGAACAAAAUGUAAUAAUAUAAAAAAAUCGUGUAAGACCUACACUCUAAUGUGCCUUUUUCAUAAAUUGUUAUUAUCACUGUAAAUUACCAAUAUAAAUGUGUAGAAAUACGUUAUUUCUUUGUACAUAAUUUUUAACGACACUUUAGUAAAUAUAGAUUAGUUGAAUAA
Molecule: messenger RNA, 8324 nt
Organism: Acanthoscelides obtectus
Lineage: Eukaryota; Metazoa; Arthropoda; Insecta; Coleoptera; Chrysomelidae
Source: the annotation of a GenBank genome assembly